GAAUUAUCUAUUCCUUCAGUUCCAGGCCAAGCAAAAAAUGCAGCAGAAACUCUCUGUCUUUUUUUUAAAAACGUUGCAACAGCAAACUGUGACCAAACAAGUGCAGAGAAAGUGCAUCAUGCCCAUAACCUUGCCGUGCCGGAGGCAGCGAUGGAACGGUUCGGAGUGAAAUCCGCCCCGUCCCGUAACCGCUCCAAGACGGCCCUGUACGUGACCCCCCAGGACCGCGUGACCGAGUUCGGGAACGAGCUCCACGAGGACGGGGGGAAGCUCUUCUGCACCUCCUGCAACGUGGUCCUGAACCACGUCCGAAAAUCCGCCAUCAACGACCACCUCAAGUCCAAAACGCACACCAAGAGGAAGGCGGAGUUCGAGGAGCAGAACGUGCGGAAGAAGCAGAGGACUCUCACCGCCUCCCUGCAGUGCAACAGCGCUGCCCAGACAGAGAAAUCCAGCGUCAUCCAGGACUUUGUGAAGAUGUGCCUGGAGGCCAACAUCCCCCUGGAGAAGGCCGACCAUCCCUCCGUGAGAGCCUUCCUGUCCCGCCACGUCAAGAACGGCAGCUCCAUACCCAAGUCGGAGCAGCUCCGGAAGGCUUAUCUGCCCGACGGGUAUGAUGAGAACCAGCUCAUCAACACCGAGGAUCGCUGAGGGGGAAAACUGUUGGCGUCAGUGUCGUGAAGUUUUACAUAUUGAUGGUGUGGUUUAUUUUUAUAUUCAUGCAUAUAUAUAUACAGUGUUACAUAUUG
This is a messenger RNA of Empidonax traillii (willow flycatcher), 749 nucleotides long. RefSeq names its product CGG triplet repeat binding protein 1 (gene CGGBP1). The record is from RefSeq and is a predicted model, not a curated record. Lineage: Eukaryota; Metazoa; Chordata; Aves; Passeriformes; Tyrannidae. Gene Ontology annotation, biological process: regulation of transcription by RNA polymerase II. Gene Ontology annotation, cellular component: nucleus. The transcript has 2 exons. The coding region runs from base 151 to 651 and encodes 166 amino acids. Gene Ontology annotation, molecular function: double-stranded DNA binding.